GAAGAUAUUGUUGUGACCAUCAUGUGAAUAUUUUUCUCUUUUUUCCUUCGACCAAUCGUGGCUCAGCAGAGAAGCGACACACCUGUAUAAAAGCAGAUUCCAGGUCAGCUGCCAUUCAGAUGCGCGCGGAACAUGACACGCCGCUGAGCGCGCGGGAGACAGAGAGGCUGAGGAGCGAGGAGCUCUCACAUGGGGCGCAUCCUCGCCCGCCUGAUGCGCCAUCCCCCAAAAUGGAUGAAGUAUUCAACCAAAGCGGAGCUCCGAACCGAAGUUCAUCCGACGAUGACAAGUUCACUUUUGAGGACAUUGACGUGAGCGCGGACGGCUCCCCCAUCCUGAGGAUCUUCAUCUCCGUGGUGUACUCUGUAGUUUGCGCGGUGGGGUUGGUGGGGAACCUGCUGGUGUUUUUCCUCAUGAGGCUGAGACAGGGUCGGAAGAGGUCUACUAUCAAUGUUUUCAUCAUCAACCUGGCUGUGACGGACUUCCAGUUCGUGCUCACGCUGCCCUUCUGGGCCGUGGACACCGCACUGGACUUCAGCUGGCCGUUUGGAGGCGCCAUGUGCAAAAUCGUCCUGUCCGUCACCGUGAUGAACAUGUACGCCAGCGUCUUCUUCCUCACUGCCAUGAGCGUCACGCGCUACAUGUGUGUGGCCUCAGCCCUGAAGAAAAAGGCGCACAGGAGGUCACGGUGCGUGAAGUGGGUGUGCGCAAUCCUGUGGGUGGCGGCGACCGCGGCCACUGCGCCCACGGCGAUCUUCUCCACCGUGACAGAAGUCGCCGGAGAAAAACUCUGCCUCCUGAAGUUCCCUGAAGGGCACGACUGGCUCGCACUUUACCACCUGCAAAAAAUCCUGAUAGCCUUUAUAAUCCCCAUGCUCAUCGUCUCCGUGAACUAUCUGAUGCUCCUGCGCUUCGUCAGACGGAAGAGCAUGGACACCAGCACCAACCCCAAACGGAGAUCCAGAGUCACCAAGUCUGUCGCCAUCGUGGUCCUGUCCUUCUUCUGCUGCUGGAUGCCAAAUCACGCCAUCACCUUCUGGGGCGUCCUGGUCAAAUUUAACGCAGCCAACUGGGACAACUCAUACUACACGGUGCACACGUACGUGUUCCCGCUCACUGUGUGCCUGGCGCACACAAACAGCUGUCUGAACCCGGUGCUGUACUGCCUGAUGAGACCCGAGAUCAGGAAGAUGCUGGGCAGGUUGUUUUGGAGAGACUCCACUCCACUCCAGAGCAAAGGCUGCGCCACGCGCUCCGUUACGCAGGGAGAGAUCCAGGGCGUCGUGCCUCUGCAGAUUAUGGACAACACAGAGUACAGCCUGUCCAUCAUAGACCGCAAAGGGUCCCAAACGACCCCGCGCAACCGCUGAACUCACUAAAGAAAGUUUUAUUUAUCUAUUUAUUUAUUGCUCCGACUGUCCAUUUUGUGCGUAAAAUGCUCCACAACGCAGACCACGCAUUGUAAAAGACAAAAACACAAUAGAUAACAAAUAGUAUAUAUGCAUUUAUGAAGUCACACAAACUUAAAGCUCAGUUCACUCUGGCAGAUUGUAGAUAUGACUUUUUUCUCCGUAACUUUAAAGCAUUUAGGAAUAAUGUUGGAGUGGUGCGCCAAAAAUGAACAAUUUCCUCCUAUCUGCGGACUAGUUUGCAUCUGGUUCUGAUGUUCUCCCACCACUCCUCUAAUCUUGCACAAAUAAAUUGCUUAUUUCUAUCUGAUCCACCAUUCCAGGUAUUCCUUUUUGCAAAUGAUAUUAUAUGAUAGCCUGCUUUUGUUGCACUGAUUUGCAGUUUAGAUUUCUAAGAGUAUUGAUGUUUCCCUUUAUGGUGCAAAUCUGCACAUCUUUAUUUGACACGGAGGAUUUUCUUCCUCUUAUUAAAAGUGAAAAGCAGUUUGUCAUCCUGAGAGAGCAAAGCGUGCAGAUGUGUUGCAGACGGAACAACCUUAAGCUCAUUUUCAUUGUUGCAGCCCAACAUCUGCGCUCUGCAAGUCAGGGGAGAGUUAAUGGUGUAAUGGCUGUCAUGGUUUCUCCUUGGAUAAUCCAGGAAGCCCCAUGCACAGCAGACGGCUCCGAGCUCAGCUCUCCCCUGGCUGCGGCUGCGUUGGACUCCUGUCAGACUCAUCCCUGUUCCGCCUCACAUCCUCCUUCUGUUUUUCUGCGUUCACUCUUUGAAGAGCUUUACAACUGCACACCUUUCUCUAAAGCAAACAACAAAGUCACCAGUUCCUAAUCUCUUUCAAACACUCUGUCAAGUCCAACCGAAGGGGAUGGAGGUUGUUUUUACGCGUGAAGAACCAAACUGUAAUCUCAGCAUCAGUCCUUCCAGUCUGUCACUGCUUUGAUGCACAGAUGUGUGACGUUUAUGGAUUUGACCCAUAAUCCACGGUUGUUUUCCAUGUUAAAUCGUGCCCAUUUAAAUAAACGCAACACUACAAUGUUGUUGCAUCAUCAAGGACGUUGUAAUUGUCAUGUUUAAUCCUUUGCCAUGAUGCUGGUGGCAGAUUUCUAAGCACCAACUAUAAAUCAGGAUUAUCUUCACUUUACCCACACGGUGCGAUGAGACAAUUUGUGCUCUUCAUGGCACAUGUAAAAUAUGUCAGAAUAUUUUCAAGAGCUGUUUUACUGUAGAAUGCAAAUUAUUUCAUUUAUUAGUCGCACAAAAUGAAUGCUUUUUACACAGCAGGAGACACAUUUUCUUGAAUGACUAAUUUAAAAACCAUCUUCAGAAAUAUUGUUCUUUUUUAAACGCUGAUCUUUUCUUAGAUUUUUUAUUUUCUUGACUGAAUAAUGAAAUGUUUUUGACAUGCUUUAAUGAAAAUGUAUAUGUACCGUUCCUCCUCAAUCUUGACUGCAGCAUCUUUGAAGCUUGUUUUAGGGAGAAAGUGUUUUAUCCAACAACUCCUGUUUUGUGUGCACUGCUAAAACAUACGGAGCCCUGGACACGGCAUGAAAAGGAAGCAAAUUAGUUCCCUAAAUUACUCAUUUGUAGGCAUAAAGUAGUGCUUUGUGAGCACAAAUUACCAUUUUAUGGGCAUAAAUUAAUGUUUAUUAGCAUCUCGUGGUUACAAAUUAGUAUUUUAUGGGCACAAAUUAGCAUUUUGACCAAUCAUAUUAUUUAUUGCUUAGUGCCCAGAAAAAGCAUUUUUUGCACCCAAAAUCUAAUUGUGUUCACAUACUAGCAUUUUGUGGCUACAGUUUUGUAUUAUGUGGAGAAAAUGUGGCAUUUUACAGCACUUUGUGUGCACAAAUUUGCAUUUCAUGUGCACUGUAGCAUUUUGUGGACACUUAUUAGCCUUUUUUUUCACACAAAUUACUAUUUCAUGGGCACUCAUUUGUAAUUUGUUGGUAGAAAUGAUCAUUUCAUGGGCAAAAUUUUGCAUUUUGUGCGCACAUGUAGGUAUUGUGAGUACAAAAAACUUGCAUUUUGUGGGUACAGACUAGCAUUUUAUGUUCACUGGUAUAGUUGGCGCUAAAUCCUUAAAAAGAUUGUGUGCAAAAAUUAGCAUUUUGUGGGCACAAGUUAACAUUUCACGUGCACUAAUCUAUAUAUUUUUUGGCACGACUUAGCAUUUUGUGUGCACAUAAGUAUCUUGUGUUCACAAAUUAGCUUUUCAUGUUCAGUAAUUAGUAUUUUGCUGACACAAAUUAGUGUUUCAUGUGCACUAGCAUUUAGUUGGUGCAAAUUAAUCUUAUGUGUGCAACAAUUAGCAUUUUGUAGGCACAAAUUAAUGUUUCAUGCAUACUUAUUAGUUUUUUGUUUGUGCAAAUUAGCAUUUUGUAUGCACUAGCAUUUUGUUGGCGUGAAUCAGUAUUUUGUAUGCACAUAUUAGCAUUUCAUGUACAUGAAUUAGUGUUGUGUUGGCAUACAUUAGUAUUUUAUUGGCACAAAUUAGCAAAUUGCAAAUUGUUUGUACUAGCAUCUUGUUGGCAAAAAUUAGCAUUUAGUUUACACAAAUUACUAGUUGGAAAUGAAGUAAUGAAAAUAAUAAUUUCAGUACAAAGAUACAAAUAUGUGCUGUCAAAAUACCUAUUUAUAGCGAAAAAUUAUUAAUUUAAGGGAACUAUUUAUCUUAUUUUGAUGUUAUGUCCAUGGAUCCGUAAAAACAGCUGUUCUAAAACCCGUGUAAAAGUUUUUAAAUGAAAAGUUUGCUAAAGGACAUUUUGUUUUUCACUUGAAAAAGUUCUAUUCUGUCCAGAAUGGGUCUCCUGAGCAGAAGGAAGAUCAACUUCUGAAGUCUAUUUUGUGGAUUCAAACAAUCAGGGAAAUGCAUAAAACUUCAAUAAGAAAGGCAAAGAAAAUAAGUUAUGAGAAGGUGACCCAUACCUUUAAUAUCCCCUGAUAAAAUGCAUCAAGACCAUCCCAACGGAUAAUAAACCAUAUAAAUAAACCUUAUAAGCCUUCAUGUGUGUGACAUUGGCCAACCUUCCCUUUAUUAAUAAAGGAAGGGUUGGCCAAUGUCACACACAUGAAGAGGAAAGGGAGGGAGAUCUACCAUAUCAUUUAUAUCAUAAAUACUUUUAAGUGAAAUGAACAAUUUUACUACAACAAAACUAUGUUAAAGAAAAUACCUUAGACAACGCUGUUUUUUCAAAUCAUAUUAAGGCACAUGCGGUGCUCCACCCGCUCCAGGAAUGGUCUGCUCCACUUAGCAGCCUGAACGGAUCAUUUGAGCCUCAUCGAGGCUCCACAGGAAACUGAGGAGAACAAAUAUUUCAAAAUAAAUGCAGGACAAAAGACUCAAAUGUUUUAAGAAAUUCACCUAUCCUAAAAUAGAGAUUGUUUUAUUUAUUUAUUUAUUUAUUUAUUUAUUUAUUUAUUUAAACUUGUCCUGUCCAACAGCUGAGCAAACAGGAACAAUUGAGAGCUUCUUGUGUUAGACAGAUAGAUUUUUUUGUGAUUUAUUGAAAAAAAAAAUAGAUUUUGUUGAUUUAUCAGAUCUUUUUUAAGCCCUUUUUGACAUUUAAACUUUAAUGUUGAGUAUUUUUAAGCUUUUUAAGUGUGUUUGUAUGCAAACAGAAACAUUUGUGAAGCCUUUUAUUUGCCCCAAACUUAAGGAAACACAUCUUAUCAAAACAUUUUUAACUACACAAGGAUUUUUUUUGGUCAUUAUGAAAAUAAGUGAUUUUUUUUUUUAUUUUGGAAUUUGAAUUUUCUUUUCCUAAAAGUCCCUCUCUAGUGAUGUGCUGCUAAUCUGCAGCAUUAAAUACAAAAUGCAUCUGAAAAAGCGAUUCCACUGAUCAUAUCUAAGAAAUGUCAGCCGUAAAACUGCCGAGGUUUUUUUUUCUUUUUUCUUCCUCAAAUGGUUUCAUCUUUUACCUCUUGUAGGGUUCUGAUCCAUCCCAUCAUGGCUGCAGCUUCUCCUGGGGUGUCCUGUGAUAUCUGGCACUGUAAUAAAUAGAAGUAGAUCUUUUUUAAGUGGAGCCAGUAGCAUCUUGGGAAAUAGUUUGAAUCCAUAAAAGCUCACUCAAAGCCGGGGAGUGUCUCUCAUUUUGCUCCUGAUUUCACCAGGAAACUGCUACAUUUUCAGACUGGCUGCUAAAAAACAACCAUAGAUCCCAGUAAUCACUGAGAAGGUGAUAAUCCAAACAGUUUUCACUUUCCCUGUUAUGAGUGUCACAUUGUAAUGCUUUCCAAGAACGUGCUAGUUAACUUAAUUAUAGAGUAUGUGUCUGCAAGAAUUCAGAGGCCUCAAACCAGACUUACUCUUUUUUUUCAGUUUAUUUUAGCUCUUAGAUUUUUGAUUGAACAAAAAAAAGAAAAAAGCAGAAGAAAGUUUCAUAUUAAAUCCUUCUUUUUCUGAGAGGCACUGUGCCCCAGUUUUUAUUUUUAUGGACACUGAGUUAUAUUAAGAUUUUUUUUAUUUAUAUACAGGCCUCACUUUCUUGGAGUCCACAUUUACUGUAUUCAGUUUGUGUUUUUUAAGUUACAAUAUAAAGCCAUGUCUUUGCUUGUUUUAGCUUCAAUUUGUGGGUAUUUUCUUUUUCUUGAAGUCCAUAAAUGUUUUAGAUGAGUGAUAGAAAAGGCAAACCUGCAUUCUGUUUUCAGAUAGGCUUCAGUGUUUAAUCGCAAAAAUUUGAAAAUGCAAAAAAAAGAAGAAGAAAAAAA
This is a messenger RNA of Oryzias melastigma (Indian medaka), 6108 nucleotides long. RefSeq names its product relaxin family peptide receptor 3.3a2 (gene rxfp3.3a2). Gene Ontology annotation, molecular function: G protein-coupled receptor activity. The record is from RefSeq and is a predicted model, not a curated record. Gene Ontology annotation, cellular component: membrane. The transcript has a single exon. Gene Ontology annotation, biological process: G protein-coupled receptor signaling pathway; immune response. Bases 120 to 1370 code for a protein of 416 amino acids. NCBI's taxonomy places the organism in Eukaryota, Metazoa, Chordata, Actinopteri, Beloniformes, Adrianichthyidae.